GCAAAGCCAAAUUUGAUCUUUUAAUCUUCGUUGGCCACAAUUAAAACAAACUCGAUCGUGGAACGGCGCGAUCCCUUUGCAUAAAAACAUAUGGCUUUUGCUAUAAAAAUUAUGACUGCAAAACACCAGGCCAUUAAUAGCGUGCGGAGUGAUUUACGCGUUAUUGUUCUGCCGAGCGGACACGUGACACGCGCGGCCAAUGGGGGCGCGGGCGCCGGCAACUUAUUAGGUGACUGUACUUCCCCCCCUGGUGCCACCAAGUUGUUACAUGAAAUCUGCAGUUUCAUAAUUUCCGCGGGUCGGGCCGAGCCGGCCAGGCGCGGGGCAUGGCGGCGGGCGCCAACGCCGUGCCCACCGCAGUGUACCAUCACCAUCACCAUCACCCCUACGUGCACCCCCAGGCGCCCGUGGCGGCGGCAGCCCCGGACGGCAGUUGAUAGAGAAAAACAACCCAACGAAGGCGCCUUUUCCGAAAACAAUGCUGAGAAUGACAGCGGCGGAGACAAGCCCCCCAUCGAUCCCAAUAACCCGGCAGCCAACUGGCUCCAUGCGCGCUCCACGAGGAAGAAGCGCUGUCCCUAUACCAAACACCAGACGCUGGAACUGGAGAAGGAAUUUCUGUUCAACAUGUACCUCACCAGGGACCGAAGGUACGAGGUGGCGCGACUGCUCAACCUCACCGAGAGGCAGGUCAAAAUCUGGUUCCAGAACCGGAGGAUGAAAAUGAAGAAAAUCAACAAGGACAGAGCAAAAGAUGAGUGAUGCCAUUCACGCUCAUAAAA
Fukomys damarensis (Damara mole-rat) is the source of this 782-nucleotide messenger RNA. RefSeq names its product homeobox A9 (gene Hoxa9). Bases 91 to 762 code for a protein of 223 amino acids. Gene Ontology annotation, molecular function: DNA-binding transcription factor activity, RNA polymerase II-specific; RNA polymerase II cis-regulatory region sequence-specific DNA binding. The transcript has 4 exons. The record is from RefSeq and is a predicted model, not a curated record. Lineage: Eukaryota; Metazoa; Chordata; Mammalia; Rodentia; Bathyergidae. Gene Ontology annotation, biological process: anterior/posterior pattern specification; embryonic skeletal system morphogenesis; proximal/distal pattern formation. Gene Ontology annotation, cellular component: nucleus.